Messenger RNA from Fonsecaea erecta, 585 nucleotides. RefSeq lists its product as hypothetical. NCBI's taxonomy places the organism in Eukaryota, Fungi, Ascomycota, Eurotiomycetes, Chaetothyriales, Herpotrichiellaceae. The record is from RefSeq and is a predicted model, not a curated record. The coding region runs from base 1 to 585 and encodes 194 amino acids. Gene Ontology annotation, cellular component: DASH complex; mitotic spindle. Gene Ontology annotation, biological process: attachment of spindle microtubules to kinetochore. The transcript has a single exon.
AUGGACGAAAGCACGCUCUACAACGACUCGAAGCACAACCUGCUGAAUUUCACGGGCCCAUCCUCGGCCGGCGUGUCGCCGUUGGAACAGGAGGUCCUGGACGAAUAUGAGAGGUUGUCGAGGAACAUGAAGGAGGUGAGUUUCUCCCAUCACGUCUUCCAACCUGUGUUUUUCUUUCUGCAAGCCCCCUGCCCCUUUAGAUGCCUUGAGCGGGAAGAGCAGAAACGGGGAGGACGAAAAUACCUUCCCAGACGGAUGGGAUGGCGAGAAGAGGAGACCAACAAGAAAGAAAGACACUUCGCGAAGGUGGAUACAGGUGUCCUUCCGUCGUCAAUACCAGAGAGAUUAUCUGACCACGCAUAUGUCUCUGAGCAGCUCUCAUCCACACUCACCGACCUCUCCAGCGGCCCCAUCACGCUCGAAAUCGCAGAGGGUCUUCGGCUGCUCGAACGGAAAGUCGCGAGCGUGUACACGCUGAUGAAGGCUAGUGUGUAUAGCAUCGUGCUGCAGCAGGGACAGCUCGAGGGGAUGGACGAAGGCGUAGGAGAAAGAAUGGACGACGGAGGAGGAGAGGCUGGCGAAUAG